Drosophila busckii is the source of this 4433-nucleotide messenger RNA. Its product is annotated as (E3-independent) E2 ubiquitin-conjugating enzyme UBE2O. The record is from RefSeq and is a predicted model, not a curated record. NCBI's taxonomy places the organism in Eukaryota, Metazoa, Arthropoda, Insecta, Diptera, Drosophilidae. The transcript is spliced from 9 exons. The coding region runs from base 134 to 4408 and encodes 1424 amino acids.
UGUUCUUUUAUGUCGACACUAUUGUAAAAAAUUCUUGUGAAAGCACUAAAACCAAGGAAAAUUUAAAACAAAUACAUAUUUUAUUUUGCACAAGUGCACCAAUUUUCAUUUUUAACAGUUCACAAUUGGUAAUAUGCUGAGUCAAGUUUCGGGUGCCGCACCCAGUAAUGGCGGCACCCAACUGGAGCCUGGAGCGGUCACCACACCGCUACCAAUCGCUUCAGAAGCUGGUGCUGCUGCGCAACCAACGGCAAACAGCACGACAAAAGCUGCAGAAAAAAAACAAGAGGAGGGGGAAAAUACAUUGCGCCCAACAAACAGCCGCAAGUCAGGUGGCGGCUCAGUGAUGUCAAGGAACUCGGCCGGCAAUCGGGAGUUUCAGUUCUUUUUCGAGGAUGAAGUAUUUCGCAUUGAUCGCAAAGGGCGUGUCCGAUUUGGCGUUAUUACUGGCACAGCGGAAACAUAUUCCUCUGAUGAUGAAGAAGAGGAUGCUAACGAAGCACUUGGCAAAGGGGACGUGCGUGUGGCCUUCUAUCCAGAUGGCAAGGAAACAGUGCGAGCUGAAAAAUCGAUUGGUUUGGCGGAUCGAACUCUUAUGCCUGGAGAUGUGGUGCGUCGACGGUUGCCAGGCCAAAAACAAAUGAGUGGCCAGGCAGGCUAUGUGCGUGAUGUAAGCGUACGCGCUGAUGUCAAAGUGCUGGGCACUAAAUAUGUUAUAAGAAAUGUGCCCUCGGAACGAUUGCGCCCCAUUUCGGAAUGGGUUCGUGAUAUUCCAGUUUGCCUAGGUAAUUGGAUUGGCUACACUGUCAACGUGGAUGAAACUGCUGUAUUAAGAUCCAACUAUGGUGCUUUAGUUGAAAUCUCAUCGGUUGAUUUUCACAAGUUUAAGGAUGCCUUUGGACCCAGUGACCGCGAAGUGUUCAGUCCUAGCGUUUACUAUCCCAAUAAUGUGGUUAUUGGACGUUUGCCUCCAUUGGACCGUGUAACAAAUUUAACACCAGAUUUACACUUGCCAACCAAUCGCAAACGUCGCUCAAUGUACACUGUGGAGUCUGUCAAAACUACGUCAGUAACUGUGGCCUGGACUUUCAAGACAACACCACAAUUUGAUUGUGGCCACGAGACGGAUCCGCUAAAGCAACCAAAGAGCUGCAUUAAGGGCGAAGAGUUGGCCAAUGUGAAGCGUUUGAACAUCUAUGAAUCGUAUAUGCUGCAGAUUCACGAUCGCUUCUACCUCAAGUAUUCCAAAUGCGAUAGGCUUGUGAAGCAAACCGGCUGGGAGAAUGAACAGGCCAAGCUUUACCAAGGUAUAUUCCUACGGCAGAAGAGUGAUGGCGAGAAUAUUGAACAGUUAGUAAACUCUUCAGCACUGGCAUCUUCGCCUGCGGUUCCCUCUAGCUCGCGCACAUCUCAUCUUGCUAAGCUGCGACGCAUGAAUGUUAAAAGCAGCUUGCAGCGCUUGAAUCGUUCGCAAAGCGAUAAUGACUCCGCUAAAAAGCAGCGCACGAGUUACGAUGAUCCUGUGGACUCAAUUGAUGAGGAUAUCGAAGAUGACUCGACACCGGAGGUUCAUGAUGUAGCCGAGUCUACUGAGUCGACUACCGAGUCUAUUGGUACAGCGCCGACCAACACGGAGCAACCGAGCAGCGCUGUGAACUCCUAUGCCUCACAGGCGGCGCGCAUUGUGUUUCGAAAUUUUAAGCGACGCCCCAACAAAAAGAAAUCGCGUCCUAGCAAGAAGUCGUUGUUUCCCAAAAAUGAUAAUGAUCCCAAGGAUGGCGAUGAAAUGGUAGUUGAGACACUGGUCGUGUAUAGCACCCUGACGGUUGUUUGGCAGGAUGGUACCGUAGAGAAUAGCAUACCUUCAACAGAGCUAUAUCCUAUACAUCAUUUGGAUAAUCAUGAAUUCUUUCCCGGUGAUUUUGUCAGCAAGGCCAAUAAUUAUAGUCCCUCCCCGAUGGACUACGGAGUCAUUCAGUCUGUGGAUCACGAUGAGCGCAUUGCCAAAGUCAAAUGGUUCAACAUUUACGGCAAUAUGAGUAAUCCAGUUCCUUCGUGCAGGGAGACGGAAGAGCUUAGCGUUUACGAUUUAAGAGACCAUGCAGAUUAUCAAUACCGUCCUGGUACUAUGGUUAUACGCGUGUCAAAUUUCACGGGGGAGGAUCUCAAUUCGACGGCUGGACAAGUUAUCGACAAUUAUCCCGAUGGACGCGUGCGUGUUUGGUGGGCUAAAGGGCAUAUUACAAUGUGCUAUCCACAAGAUCUGUUUGAGAUACACCAAAGCGAUCAGGAACACGAUGGCUAUGAAACAGAAGAGACAGAUAAUUCUUGGGAGACCCAAUCAGAUAAUAGUCGCAGCCUAGAAGUGAGCGCCAGCAUGGGUUCCCUUGAUGUGGAGGAGCAUAUUAUUUCAGGCAUUGAUCGCGCCAACGAGGCUAUACAUCGUCUUGAGAAAAUAUUAAUGGCGCUACCGCAAGAGCGCAAAGCUGAAGUGCUCCACGAUUUGCUGGCGGUUUAUAAAAAUUGUCGAAUGCUCGAUCGUUUCCUCAAAACAGAAUUCUUUCACGUCGACUACUUCCAGGGCAUAUUGUGUGAAAAGGAGCUAGACCAGGCUAAUAAUAGUGCAACUGCUGCGCAGGCUACACCGUCAGAUGAAAGGCUCGCACAAAUGGAUACAGCUCAGACUGCAAUAGCUGCGGCCGCACAUCAGGUGGCUGUCAGUGUUUCGGAGCUAGUUGGUCCCAUAGAUGGUAGACCCCUGAUGAGUACUGGGAUAAAAAUUGAGUUACCAACGCCUGGACAGACUACAUCGACGCCAAACAAGCGCAAGUCAUCUACCCAUGUGGACGAGGUGCAAUGCAAGAAGAGCAGCGAGCGCAUCAACAUUGAUACCACUCAACAGGUUGAACUGCUAAGCAAUAUAGCUCUCUCGGAAAGCGAGACACAGUUGGGCUACAGCGAGUUGCUUAAUAAAUUCCGUAAGGAAUAUACCGAUAUGAUAAAGAAUGCGCGUGCUAGUAUUGCCAAAGCGUUUGAGAAGCGCAAGGUAGAUAAGCAAAACGAUUCUGGCGUUCACUCGCGUACGGAGAAUAGCUCUAGCGACUUCACGAUGUCCAACGAUGCCAAAGACACAGGCGAAGAGAAAGAGAAAUUCCUAGAGAAUGUGCAAGCUGAUGUCAACAUUGAAUUUGCCAAUACUGAUUCGGAUAUUUGUGAGGUGUUUUGCUUUCUGCUCCAAGAGCAAAUGGCCAAGUGCAAGGAGGCCAUUCUCGAGACUUUUAGCAAAAACAAGCUUCGAGAAAAGGACUCGGAUGAGCAGCCAGCCAGCGAUGCGGAGGAGUGCACUGAAGCUUCUGAGCCAGCACCUGGCAGCAACCCAGAGCGAGAUGAGGCCAUGGAGGAGCAACCGUUGAAUAUGAAUGCACUCUCCGAAUCGCUGCCAGCGCUCGAAACUCCAACAGCGUGCUCAUCCCCAUCGCCGACAGUGGAAUUGCCAGCGAUACCAAGCAAACCCUGCUUCACCGUGCUGCCCAAUGCACCGGCUGCGCAUUCUUUCAUAGACAAUGUCAUACAUCCAAACAGCAAGUCACUAUAUCAGCGUGCCGUGCAUCGGGAAUACGCCAUGCUGCAGGCAUCGCUACCGCCAGGCGUAUCAGUGCGCACAUAUGAAGAUCGCAUGGAUCUCAUGUCCGUCAUGAUGGUAGGACCCAAGCGUACGCCCUAUGAGAAUGCGCUCUUCUUCUUUGACUUUCAAAUGGGCGCCGAUUAUCCAAAGAGUCCGCCCACCUGUCAUUACAUAAGCUACUGCACAGAGCGCCUCAAUCCGAAUCUCUACGAAGAAGGCAAAGUAUGUGUCUCACUAUUGGGCACCUGGUCAGGCAAAGAUAGCGAAGUAUGGUCACCGCACAGCACCAUGCUGCAGGUGCUCGUCUCUAUACAGGGACUCAUACUGGUCGAUGAGCCCUACUAUAACGAGGCGGGCUACGAAAAGCAGCGCGGCACGCAACUGGGCAACGAGAACUCGCGUGUUUACAAUGAGAUGGCCAUCAUUAAGAUAGCACACUCAACUGUCAAGCAAUUGCAGAAGCCUCCGCUCAUCUUUCGCAAGGAACUAAUAGAGCACUUUACCGAAUUUGGCAAUGAACUGCAUAAUCGCAUGCUGGCCUGGUCCGAGUACUCCUCUGAAGCGCAACGACUCAAAAUAACCAGCAUCAAGGAUAUGCCCGAGCACCAUCUGGCGCCUUGCGAGAUGCCUGAGUUUCCACUGUUGCCAUGUAGUCGUGGCUUUUGCAUUGCCGUCAAGGGUGUGCUGGAGACGCUUAAGAGCGAACUGGCUGCUCUGGCGAGCAAGCAAAGUGAGCCAGAGGCAGUUGCUACAGCGCCUCGUGCUGCACCCGAGGAAGUUUAAUUGCUGCUCAACGCUUCGCAUUAAA